AUGAAGAGGAAGUUAAGUCUCGGUCAGCACGCAAGAGACCUGGCAGAGAAGGGACUGGACCAGGCUUCAGAUGUAAUUUCGGACACACAACCAGAAGACAAGUCAUUGUCCGAGGAGUACCAACAUCGCAACUUGGCUGUUCAGUUGCUUAACGAGCAACUCAACGACCCUGUCAAGUCAAGACAUGACUCCGUUCUCGCCACCAUUCUACUUCUCUGUCAUUAUAGAAUGGCGGAGUCCGGCAUUGCCAAAUUUCAUACCCAAUUUGCGGGCGUGAAGAAGAUCUUGGGAAUGAGACGGUCUUCGCCAUUCCCUCCCUCGAGGGAUUCUGCUUGGAUGGAGGCACUCUUUACAUACUUUGACGCAAUCUCAGCGAGCAUUAACGACCGGGAGGCGCAGCUCAAUACUUCAUUCUUUGGAGUAAUGCCUGAUGCUCAAUUACUGCCACCUGGUGCGGAGAAUCUAGUCGGCUGCGACCGGGAGCUUUUCAAAACCAUCAUCAAACUCGGACGGCUCAACUUGUUGUCACAACAUCGACCUGUCCAGAACCUUCUCAGCAACCCGCUACCUCGCGGCGUUCCAUCUCGGUCACAGUCACCUCUGGGCUCGCCGCUGGGACACUCGUUCAAGUCAGCUCACCAACAUCACCUCAGCGCGGACAUGUUUGGUGCGCCUCACCGCUUCGAUGGCAAUGGAUUUGGUGCUACAAUCGAAGAGGAAGAGGCUAUUGCCUCAUCGCUAUCCUCUGCUGCCUACGAUGAUCACCGCUCAACAUUCUGGCGUGAAUGGAAAGAUGCUCGUAUUUCUCUGCAAUCUUGGGAGUUCGAGCCUCAGCGUCUUGUGGCGUCUCUCCCAGGUCCAACACCGCCUAGUAGCGCACAAGUUCGCGACCUUGGCUCUCUAUCUGAGGCCUUCCGGUACGCAGCUUUGCUUUACACUGAGCGCCUAGCAAGCCCGAAUGUGCCGUCCAGUCAUAGCAACUUCCGUAAUUUGGUCAGCCAGGUUGUUUACUACGCAACAUCUCUAGAGGCAGGAUCAUCUGCUGAGAAGUUCCUUCUCUGGCCAUUGUUUGUUGCGGGCUCUGAAUGCGUCAACGAGCUUCAGCAAAACAUUGUCCGCUCCAAAUGUCGCGAGAUCAUGGCCCGAUCAGGGUACAUGAACAACCUAGCAGCCUUGGACGUGCUUGAGCGUCUCUGGGCCGGCGACUGGAAGGAAGAAAGCCCUGGCAACAAGCUCGCCGGGAUGAUGCGCCGUGGACCGUUCAACUGGGCCAAGUGCAUCGGCGGCCCGGGAGUCGAGGUCGAGUGGAUCAUGUUUUAA
Phaeoacremonium minimum UCRPA7 is the source of this 1320-nucleotide messenger RNA. RefSeq names its product putative fungal transcriptional regulatory protein. NCBI's taxonomy places the organism in Eukaryota, Fungi, Ascomycota, Sordariomycetes, Togniniales, Togniniaceae. The record is from RefSeq and is a predicted model, not a curated record. Bases 1 to 1320 code for a protein of 439 amino acids. The transcript has a single exon.